UCUUUUGAAGUUUCUCUCUCCUCCUUUCUCUCUCCUCUUUCGAAGUUUCUCUCUCUUCUCACUCCUUUUUCAAGUGUUUGCUUCUGACAUAAUUCCGGAUUCGGUAUCCUUCCGUUUGUGGGUGCUCCUGCAACAUCUCCUUUUUUCCAUACCAUUUCUUCUAUGUGAUUUUCUCUCUCUAAGUCCCCGGUGUAUUCCUCCUGAUUUCACAGUGCUUAAGAAUACAUAUAAGACAGGAACUUGUGAGAUUCUUCUUGGGUUUCCUUUCACUGUGAAAAUGGGACUCCCCAUGUUCUGAUUUUUGGCUGGACAUGGAUAUUGAGGGAGGUUUAUAUGCUAACUCUGUUAAGAAAGAGUCAUGGAAGACUGUUUUGACAUUGGCCUAUCAGAGCUUGGGUGUGGUCUAUGGAGAUUUGAGUACCUCUCCACUCUAUGUGUACAAGAGCACAUUUGCCGAAGAUAUUAGGCAUUCAGAGACUAAUGAGGAGAUUUAUGGAGUUCUCUCCUUUGUUUUCUGGACCCUUACUCUGGUUCCUCUGCUAAAAUACGUUUUCAUCGUUCUCAAAGCCGACGAUAAUGGUGAAGGUGGAACCUUUGCUUUGUAUUCUUUGCUUUGCCGGCAUGCUAGAGUUAGUUUCUUGCCAAAUUGUCAGGUUGCAGAUGAGGCACUCUCUACAUAUAAAAAGGAUAGUCUCCCCGAAACUAGUAUUGGAUCAAGGGUGAAAUUGUUACUGGAAAAGCAUAAAGUCUUACAAAGGGUUCUGCUAAUUUUGGCAUUGAUAGGGACCUGUAUGGUUAUUGGUGAUGGAGUUCUUACCCCUGCAAUUUCAGUUUUCUCAGCAGUAUCUGGGCUCGAGCUUUCUAUGUCAAAAGAGCAUCACAAAUACGCAGAGGUCCCUAUUGCUUGUAUUAUUUUGGUGGGUCUGUUUGCUCUCCAACAUUAUGGUACCCAUCGGGUGGGAUUCAUGUUUGCACCAAUCGUUAUAACAUGGCUUUUAUGCAUCAGCAUUAUUGGUGUCUAUAAUAUCUUCCAUUGGAACCCUCAUGUGUAUCAAGCACUUUCUCCCUAUUAUAUGUACAAAUUUUUAAAGAAGACCCAACGUGGUGGUUGGAUGUCCUUGGGUGGAAUCCUUUUGUGCAUAACAGGUUCUGAAGCCAUGUUUGCAGAUCUAGGACACUUUUCACAGUUAUCAAUCCAGAUUGCUUUUACAUUUGUGGUAUAUCCUUCAUUGAUACUUGCAUAUAUGGGGCAAGCAGCUUAUCUAUCGAUGCACCAUGUAAUUGAGAGUCACUACCAUAUUGGGUUCUAUGUUUCUGUACCAGAGAAAAUUCGUUGGCCAGUCUUGGCUAUAGCAAUACUUGCAGCAGUUGUUGGUAGCCAGGCCAUUAUCACAGGAACAUUUUCAAUCAUAAAACAAUGCUCCAAUAUGGCAUGUUUUCCCCGUGUUAAGAUUGUUCAUACGUCAGAUAAAAUACAUGGCCAGAUUUACAUCCCGGAGAUAAAUUGGAUUCUCAUGCUCUUAUGCUUGGCUGUCACAAUUGGGUUCAGAGACACGAAAAGGAUGGGCAAUGCUUCAGGGCUUGCGGUGAUAACAGUGAUGCUCGUGACCACAUGUCUUAUGUCCCUUGUCAUUGUCCUCUGCUGGCACAAGACCAUCCUUCUUGCUAUCUGCUUCAUCUUCUUCUUUGGUUCCAUUGAGGCCCUCUACUUCUCUGCCUCCCUCAUCAAGUUUCGCGAGGGCGCAUGGGUCCCAGUGGCCCUCUCUCUUGCCUUUAUGGGCGUCAUGUUAGUAUGGCACUAUGCCACCCUCAAGAAAUAUGAAUUUGACAUGCAAAACAAGGUAUCCAUGCAGUGGCUCCUUGGCCUCGGUCCUAGUCUGGGGAUUGUGCGUGUACCUGGCAUUGGCCUUGUCCAUACCGAGCUCGUCUCUGGGGUCCCUGCCAUCUUCUCCCACUUCCUUGCCAACCUCCCUGCCUUCCACCAAGUCCUUGUCUUUGUCUGCGUAAAGUCGGUGCCAGUGCCCUAUGUCAGACCAGGAGAGCGGUUCCUUGUGGGCCGUGUGGGCCCCAAGGACUACCACCUCUAUAGAUGCAUUGUUCGUUAUGGCUACCUCGAUGCGCGUAAAGAUGAUGUCGAGUUUGAAAACGAACUCGUCUACUCGAUCGCAGAGUUUAUACGUGGCUCUGGGGGUGGUCUGCAAAAUGUUGGUGACGAGCUGGGGGAGAAUAGUGAUGCAAUGACAGUGGUGGGGAGCCCGGGGCCGGAAUCCGAGAUCAUGAGGGCCUGUGAUGGUGGUAGUGGACCCGCAGAGCCCACGGGAUCCACGGAGAUAUGGUCCCCGAGGCUCGGGCCUGGGCCAGUGCCAAGGAAACGGGUGAGGUUUGUUCUGCCCGAGAGCCCUACAAUGGAAGCGGGAGUAAGGGCAGAGCUCAACGAGCUGAUGGAGGCGAGAGAGGCCGGCAUGGCAUUUAUAUUGGGCCACUCAUAUGUGCGGGCGAAACCUGGGUCAAGCCUCUUGAAGAAGGUGGUGAUCAAUGUGGGCUAUGACUUUUUGAGGAGGAACUGCAGGGGGCCUGCCGCUGCCUUGAGCAUACCCCACACUUCCACUCUGGAGGUAGGAAUGAUAUACCAUGUUUAGUGAGGAGACUGAAUAUUUCGGUGAAAUUGUAUAGUAAUAAUAAAUUUUGAGGUUUCUAUACCCCUUAUUUUUCUACGCUUUAACAGUAUUUUAUUCAAAAAAAUUGGAUUCAAUAACAGAACCACGAGUCUUUCAAGGAGUA
Molecule: messenger RNA, 2781 nt
Organism: Amborella trichopoda
Lineage: Eukaryota; Viridiplantae; Streptophyta; Magnoliopsida; Amborellales; Amborellaceae
Product: potassium transporter 6
Biological process (GO): potassium ion transmembrane transport
Cellular component (GO): membrane
Molecular function (GO): potassium ion transmembrane transporter activity
Source: RefSeq, a predicted model, not a curated record